Jaminaea rosea is the source of this 249-nucleotide messenger RNA. RefSeq lists its product as hypothetical. Bases 1 to 249 code for a protein of 82 amino acids. The transcript is spliced from 4 exons. Lineage: Eukaryota; Fungi; Basidiomycota; Exobasidiomycetes; Microstromatales. The record is from RefSeq and is a predicted model, not a curated record. Gene Ontology annotation, molecular function: endopeptidase inhibitor activity. Gene Ontology annotation, biological process: vacuole fusion, non-autophagic.
AUGGCAGACCACAAGCCCUACGUAGUCAUCUUCAAGAACUCGACUCCCUCCUCGGUCAUCGACGAGGAAACGAAGAAGGUCGAGUCGCAGGGAGGCAAAAUCAAGCAGAGAUUCGAUAGCGAGAUCAUGAAGGGCUUCGCUGCCACCAUGCCUACCUCGCAUGCCGACUCUAUCCAGUCGCUCAGCGCCGGUGGCAAGCACGAGCAUAUCGACUACAUCGAGCCCGACUCGGAGGUCAAGACGCAGUAG